AUGCCGACAUUCCCUGAUUACGCGCCAUCCCAUCCACUGAAAUCGCCCACGCAUGCCGCCCAGCGAAACGCCCGCGUCGACUGUCCCCAACCUCACCCCGACCGGUCGCCCCACUCCAAAAUCGCCAACGCAGGUCGCCGCCGCCGCCCGCCCCACUCCGGCCGGCCGGCGCCCACCUCCGGCGCGCCAACGCAGUCUGCCGCCACCCGCCCCGCUCCGGCCGGCCGGUGGCCACCUCUGGCGCGCCACCGUAGGCUGUCGCCGCCGCUCCCGACCGCCGCCUGCCCCGCCCCGCUCCGGCUGGCCGGCGACCACCUCCCGCACGCCACCGCAGGGCGCCGCCACUGCGCCCACGUCGGCUCCCGGUCUCUCGACCGGAUAGGUGGAGAUGUAUUUGGGAACAAAGUAAGGUUCCCUUGCCGAACAGCGAGGAAAAGCCGCAAUCCGUUGCUGAUCUCUCCACCGAAUCUCAGAGCAAGACCUAGAGCCUGUGUCAGAAGAAGGUUGUUUCCAAGGUUGAAAUAA
Messenger RNA from Oryza brachyantha (malo sina), 525 nucleotides. RefSeq lists its product as uncharacterized. The transcript is spliced from 5 exons. Lineage: Eukaryota; Viridiplantae; Streptophyta; Magnoliopsida; Poales; Poaceae. The coding region runs from base 1 to 525 and encodes 174 amino acids. The record is from RefSeq and is a predicted model, not a curated record.